Messenger RNA from Centruroides sculpturatus (bark scorpion), 627 nucleotides. Its product is annotated as GTP cyclohydrolase 1 type 2 homolog. The record is from RefSeq and is a predicted model, not a curated record. Gene Ontology annotation, cellular component: cytoplasm. Lineage: Eukaryota; Metazoa; Arthropoda; Arachnida; Scorpiones; Buthidae. Bases 1 to 627 code for a protein of 208 amino acids. The transcript has a single exon.
AUGCUCAAAACUAGUCACGUGGUCAAGUUCAUCGGUCAACUCUUCCCCUACCGCAAAGCUUUAUCCGGUGACCGCGUUGGUUUAAUUUAUGGCAGUCCCCACAAGCCGGUUGAAAAAGUGAUUAGUGCCCUUGACCUAACGCCCGAAGUGAUGGAUCAAGCGGUGCGCGAGCAGUGCGAUCUAAUUAUUGUUCACCACCCCUUUCUCUACGAAGUUUCGCUUGAUCUAGAGUGGCAAAAAGCGCCUUAUAAACACCUGAUCCACAAGCGACUAGUUAACACCGGAAUCGGCCUCUUAGUUGCCCACACCAACUACGAUUUAAUUUGGCAAGGCAUGAGCGAACAAGUUGUUGAGACGCUCUCCUUUGCGAGCGUGCGCGCGAUCGGGACUUACCGGGCCGGCGCCAUUUUAACGACCAAUUUAUCGAUGUACCAAAUCUUUGAACUAAUUAAACGUAAACUAGGGAUCGAAAUUUUCCGCUCCAACUUUGCCGUCCCGAAAAACACCCGCUCGGACGAACAUAAAAUCGCCAUUUUGCCCGGUGCUAGCGAUGUGCGCGACAUAUUGCUCGCCCAUCAGCAAGGCGCCCAAACGAUUUUAACUUCGGACGUGAAAUGGUCAACUUGA